Molecule: messenger RNA, 390 nt
Organism: Knipowitschia caucasica
Lineage: Eukaryota; Metazoa; Chordata; Actinopteri; Gobiiformes; Gobiidae
Source: the annotation of a GenBank genome assembly
AUGCCAGACCUGGACCUGUCUCUGCUCUCCCGCCCCGUGUGCCUGGACCUCCUGGACGGCCCGGUGACGGUGGCAUGCGGGCACAGCUUCUGUCGCGCCUGCAUCCUCAGCCACUGGGGGCAGCAGAGGAGCCUGUUCACCUGCCCGCUCUGCCUCAAAGUGUACUGCAAGAAGAGCGGACUGGUCAAGAACUUUGUGCUGUCGGCCCUUGUGGAGCGGCUGAGGGCGCCCCCUGCUGGCCUCGUCUGCACUCCGCCAAGUACUGUAAUGUUGGAUGUGGACUGUGUGCGGGACGGGGAGGAAAGGGAAUGGCAGGAGAGGGAAUGGGAGGUGAGAGAGCUGGGGUGCGUUUGGAUCCGAGGCAGGACGCAGCCAGGAAACGCAAGGUAA